Messenger RNA from Rhipicephalus sanguineus (brown dog tick), 4509 nucleotides. RefSeq lists its product as uncharacterized. NCBI's taxonomy places the organism in Eukaryota, Metazoa, Arthropoda, Arachnida, Ixodida, Ixodidae. The record is from RefSeq and is a predicted model, not a curated record. The coding region runs from base 850 to 1461 and encodes 203 amino acids. The transcript is spliced from 7 exons.
CUCGUUUGGUGCUGCAUGCGUCGCCGGGGGUUUGUUGGAUAUUCGCAUGAACGAAAGGCGUUCGCAGGGCUGUAUCUGAACAAUGGCUGCGUGGAGUAGCCAUCGCACUUAUCUGUAGACACUUCAGAAACUGCGUGUGGGUUGCCGUGGCAGUGUGUGUUGCUCUUGAAGUGAAAUAUGUGCUGAAAUUUCCACGCAGGCCAAUAGAAAAAGUAUGGUAUGGACUAUACUAAAUACACCUCCAUCUAAGGGGGACCGAGGAUGAAAGGCUGAAGUUUCGGCAAACGACGUUGGGGAAGAAGGGGCCGGCGAGAUAGGAAUUCACCGCUUUAAUAUAGUGCUAUACGGUACUUAUUGUUUUUCUUCUUGGACAGCGAAAAAACUAACACGUUCAUCUCGUCUCGUUUUGUUGAACAAGUGCUGGCUUUUCGUGUCGAGUUACCCUGUGACUGGUGCAUCAUUAACAAGAAGAACCGCCAAAAGUGCACAAGCAUUGGAAAAAAGUGGUUUACUCUCGGUUGUAUCAACGUCCUGGGAACAUACGACCGGGGCUAGCGGUAGCAGACGGAGGACGGUCACCGCGCCAGUUCCGGAAGGCGUUGUUCUUAACUUCCGGUGCGGCGCGCGCAUCCGGAGACCGGCUGCAGCGAGCGGCAUCUGCGCCGGCGGCUGCAGAACCGAUAGGCGAGGGCAGGUCUCGAGCUUUUUUUGCCACGUCGUCUGGAAGGGUUCGCCCGCUUGGAGCAGCGCAACACCCCAUAGACAGAUGAGUGAACGGAGAGGAAUCUAGCGACCGACCUCGGGGGCCAAAAGAGCGAGGUAUCGCCAGCCACAGCUGCCGCCGCCGCCAUGUCGGUUACCCGGCGCUGCCAACUCCUGCUUCAGGCGGUUCUUGUAGCGGCUGUCGUCCUCUGUGAAGCUGCACCACCGGGAAACCCGGCGAAGGAUGUGCAUGCCAAAAUCUCCACCACACCGGGCACCGCCCUGAUGGUUCUUCCGUCUGAAGCUCCGUCACUGCCCAUAGGCGGAGCCAACACCACGUCAACCAAUGAAACAAGGCAAGGAGCUCAUAACGAGACUACUCCAUUGCCGGGCAACGUCACUGCGCAGACAAACCUUACCAACACGACAGAACACGGAGGAGACGCCGUGCUCCACUACGGUGUGGACAAUAAUAGCGAAGUCGUGAAGAAACCGCAGACUCACAAGUACUUCUUCACUUCCUGGAUAACAUGGCGGGAGGACAACUAUCUGAUGAGUAUCCUCAUCCCGAUUGCGUGCGGAGUGGCUGCCGCCGUGCUCAUCCUGUGCUCACUGGCCUGCAUCGGCUGCUGUCGGCGACGGUGUCGAUCGCGCAAUCGCCGCAAGCUGCACCGCAAGAUCGAUCCGAAAACUUUCCGGAAAAUGAAGGCGGCGGACAGAAUCAAGCUCUUAGCUGCAAGUUCGGACGAAGAGUUUUGAUCUGGAACCUGAGCCUUUCCUCUUCACUGGGGAAAUGUGAUUGCUUGAACGCAACAGAUGGGCAGUCGAGUGUGCGACGCCACCAGGACUCCAAUUUGCUGGAUUGGUUCAUUGAACAUUGCGUCAUGUUCGCUCAUUGUUUGAUAAUUUUCGAAAUUGCAAUAUUGCAAAGGCACGUGCUUCUCAAUGUUUCCGCGUCGGCGACAAACCUCUCUAGCAGUCUUAGCUCUCUUUCAAAUUGCAAUUUCCUAGCUGUGAUAUGUAUCCAGCGUUCUGUCCAUUUUAAGCCACCGAGAGCUUUCCAAAAAUAUUAAACUGUACUGUGCCAAUAAGGCAGUUUCAUUGAUGUUAUUGUAGUGUCUGCGAAAGCAUUGAGCUGUCUUUUUCUUGUGCGUUUUCAGCUUAGUACUGUGAUCUGAGAGCAUUAGGCAGUAGCUGUUCUUUUUAGAAUGAUUGAAGAAAUGUUCCACUGAGAAGCUCUGAGGUGCAAUUAUGAUUCAAAAGAAAACCUGAAUUUCUUAAUUGCUAGAGGCCGAAAGUUUUUGUGAAGUAGAUGGUGCUGAUAGUUCCUUAGAUUCCUUAUUUGCCGAGCUUGUAACUGAAGAAAGACGCUCCCAGUAAGGUAUUAUUACCGAGUGCUUCUUCGUGCCUAUGCGUGUAGUGAUUUAAACUGGAAAUGCUUACCUCACCAAUUCAUAGGAACAUCUGGAAGCGCGUUAUAUGUUCCAGCCAGCAUUUAUCAAGUGAGUUUGGCAGCAAAAAUUCAAAAGGACUUGGCGUCUGCCACGAAGGAGUACUCUCAAUGCUUCAAAUAUUUUCUAGCUGAGAGUCAGCAUGUAAAUAUAAACUAAAUACUUCAUAUAAAUACGGCACCGAAUGAAGUUACAAUAGAAAGUUAUGCCUCUUGCAUGCAAGUUCAAGUAUCUCUUGCGCACAGUGCCACCUAAGCACAAGCUUUCACUCUUCGCUCACCGCUUCAGCUGUAAAUACGUGAGCCCGCAAUACGGCGCAUAUAGUACGCUUUGCGGAGUCGCGUCGGCGCUUCCCGUGGAUGGUGCGCCCGGCGGCCAUCAAGAGUACAUCCGGCCAUUGAGACUGCGAGACGAACGAGUUUUGCGUGCGCUGCGUUAAUUUCUUACCAAGUAUUUUUUUUUGUUGUUUAUUGCGUGACAUAACGCACACUGGAAGCUUCAGCCCCCAUGGCAAACACGAGUACCAAUGGUCUUAUUAUAAGCCCACCAUCGCGAGAAAAAUCUCGGUCUCAUGACGGAUGUUUGGGCCACGCACAUGAUGUGCUGGGCUUCACACGACAGGCUUCCAGAGGCAGCGCGAGCAUGGAUUAGACUUUUUUAUAACAAGCGAAAGUUAGGCCUAAAGUACGUCCGGUCAACAGCGCUAACUUUCUAUACGAAAGGUAAGCGCCGAAAUCCAGGCACGUGUGUGUACAUAAGGGUUAACGCGGCUCUUCGCAAUCAUUAAAGUCACCGCGUUAUUUAAAUAAGCGACAUACCGUCACCUCUUUGAAGCGCGGUACCUAGAAUUAAGACCUUGCUGAUAUUAAUUAGUCACGAACAAUCUCGCCUCUUUCUGCACCAAUGUUUACGUGCUUCUUCCAGUUUUGGUUCUGAAACUUGCAUUGUCUGUGACACGAACCAACUUUGCAUGGCCCGGCAAAUAUGGUCUAGCUGACAAUCUAGUACGUCAUUCACACGCGGCAGCGUGUUUCGAAGCAAGGAUCCCGGGAAACCAUUAAAAACAUUUGCAUCCGAAAAGCGAGUGUCAUGCACCAAUUCACGGUGCCACCCGUCACCCUGAAGAGAGUAUAGUUUGAUGGCUGUUAAGGGAAAUCGCAGAAGUUGCAAAGCCCAUGUAUGUAGCUUGGAUAUUCUUAAAUACCUUGAAAUACAGCGUAUCCUCAUCGUGUGUAGUUGUUCAAAAAUCGCUGAUGGGCAGGUUUGCGGAGCUGUCUUUUCCUGUACGAUUUUCUUUCUUUGUCUCUCUCAUUAUUUUUCCAAUACCACAUAAACAACUCCGUUCCGGGCUCUAAACGUCACUAGUUUAUUAGUUCAGUGACAUUAAUAACGAAAUGUCAAGAUCCGUGUUGUGCAUUACGUGCUGUCAAGAUGACGUGUUGUUCAUUACAUGCUGUAGAGUAGUGACUAAGUUUGAAAAGCAGCAGCGCGCUUUCUCAUUUCAUGAGCCGCUGUGUUUCACGAAGCAGAGUUGUCAUGGUUACCAACAACUCUCUUUCAUGCAUAAAAAUAUUUUUUCCCCAUUUUUACGUGUACUGCUUUCGACUUCGCUCAGUUCGUGAGAUUAUUACUUUCUUGGCAGCCUUCUUCCGCGUGUGCUCUUUUGUGAAUCUUGUUUGUAUUCAUAUUAAUAUGGUUGCUGUAAAUGUCAAACCAUGUUCCUUACUUUCUUUUCUUGAGUGAAUAAAUAGGCGUGCGCAGGGUUCCCCAUCAGGGGGUGGGGGGUGGGCGAAGGUUCAUCGGCACGCGCCCCUUAUUGAGCCAUUGUAUGGGGCAGAUUUUGCCCCGCCCCCUCAUAGGUGACUACGGGGGGGGGGGGGGGCACUCCCCGUGCGCACGCCUAUGGUGAAUAGUAUGCUUUAGUGCACGCUAUGCCUGCUUUAAGUCUUCGUUUUUUUUUUCGUUACGCGUGAAAGGAUAGCGACCUUUGCUCACGAUGAUGUAAGAUAUUUCAAAAUUUGACUAGACACCUCUCAUAGUUAUCGAGGUGGCAAAUGCGGAUGAGAUUUUCUAGUCAUAAUCUUUUCCUGCACUCAGUAUAUUGAGACGUUCUUUCGCGUGACCCUUUCGUUGUGUGCUUCACCGCUGUCUUCCUUUAGCUUCGGCGCUUGUGGACUUCUUUGAGUGGAUGCAUGCUUAUAUUUCCUUUUUGUGUGUGUAUGUAAAUACUUCGACUUGUAUACCUUUUGUAGACUAAAGUGGUGUUCCAAUAGUGGUGGCCGAUUGCGCAAUGCACAUAUCUUUUCGCUACGUACGUUGUUCCAAAAAAUAAAGCAUCCGUUUGAUGAAAACAGCA